AUGAAUAGCGGUAACUUUGAACCUGACCACCUUCAAGUUUCCUUUGAUAGUAAUUUGAUUCAAGUAAUUGAAUGUAAAGACUAUUCGCUACUUUUAAUCAACCACCCUAAUAUUGGACUAUUGAUUACAAAAAUUUUCUCAAUAGAUGAAUUAUUCAUCGAUCAUAUUCAUCAAACAAAAGCCCCAAAUUGUUUUUUACUUUUUCGCAUGAUCUUCUCGAAGGCCAUCAAAGAAGCGGGAAUAAAAUUAGAGAGAAAAUAUAUAUCCAAAAUGGCUGGCUCUUGCUGGAAGUCUUCAGUUAAAACUAAACUAUUUUUUAAAAAUAUUUAUAAACAACUUAAACAAUUACUUCCGGAAAAACCAAAUCAAACCGAUUAUAAUUCAACUCCCGUGGUUAAUUCAAUGGUAGCAUAUCCAGCCUGUUUCGAAAACAACGUCCUCAAUAAUAACAACAAUAUAUACGCUGAUGAAUUCUUUGAGAAAAAUAAUUAUUUACUUUACCAAAACCAAAGUAUUCCGGAACAACCACAUCAAAUCAAUUACAUGUAUAAUCCAACUUCUGUGGUUAAUUCAAUGGCAGCAUAUCCAGUCUAUUUCGAAAACAACACCCUCAAUAAUAAUAUUAUUAUGAAAGAAGACAUAGAUUGUCACGCUUAA
This is a messenger RNA of Ambispora gerdemannii, 657 nucleotides long. NCBI's taxonomy places the organism in Eukaryota, Fungi, Glomeromycota, Glomeromycetes, Archaeosporales, Ambisporaceae. The record is from the annotation of a GenBank genome assembly.